CUCCGUGUUUCCAACUGCAUAGUUUUCCUAGGCCCAUGGACAUCACGAUUUGCCCCUUCUGCCAUCUGAGAGUGCUUUCGGUCGAACUACAACGACACGCGAACAGUCACUUCGACGAUGAAGACAGCUUUAAUGGCAUCGAGUUGGGACGAGACAUCGCUCUCGCUCCUUCCGUUCCCCAGGUUAGACAUGCAAGUGUAUGUAACAUUGGUGAUUGGGAAUGCCCUGAGAGCAGUUCUUCAGGAUCUCGUGUGGUCUGUGUGGAUGCUCAAGAUUCAAAAGAGAGAGACGUGGGUGAGCAAAUAAAGUGUUUAGUUAAUCUACAGAUCAAGGCAUCUUUCUACAUUUUAGAAGAAGGCUUGAUGAACUUGUUGAGAAACCGUUUGGAACUAGAACCCGAAAACUGGGUUAGCCUGUUGUGUGGGUAUGUGGAUCAUUUUGAGAGCAUCACAUCAGAAGAUGUCGGAUGGGGAUGUGGAUGGCGAAAUAUUCAGAUGAUUAGCUCUCAUUUGCUCAAUCAAAGGCAAGAAGCAAGGAACACUCUCUUUGGUGGUUUGGGUUUCGUGCCUGAUAUCCCUUCACUCCAAAGAUGGCUUGAAAUUGCAUGGGAACAAGGCUUUGAUGAAACUGGUUCAAAAGACUUUGAUAAAAAAAUCUAUGGAAAGAGAAUUUGGAUUGGAACUACUGAAUGUGCCACCCUCUUCCGGUCUUUUGGUCUUCGAGCACGAAUAGUCGACUUCUGUAGUAAGACAAUUGGGCCAAAGGUUUAUGGACCUAUGGACAAAUAUGUCUCCAUGUGGAAAACAAAUGUUCACCAGGAGGUAUCCUUUACCCACGACACAAAUGUUAAGGGUCAGGAAGCUCUCAUUGAUUGGGUGUGGAAUUACUUUUCUGACCCUAAGUGUUCAACAUCUGAAAACAGACAUGUAAUUGUCAGUCAAAAAUCGCCGCUGUACUUCCAACAUCAUGGUCACUCAAGAACAAUUGUUGGGAUUCAAAAGAAAUGUCAGAGGAAUGGCUCAAAGCAAUACAAUCUUUUGAUCUUAGACCCCGGCCAUAGAACCAAAGCUCUUGAAAAAUCUCUUAGAGACGAUGAUGGAUGGCAAAGGCUAAUAAAAAGAGGUGUCCACACACUGAAGAAGCCAUUGUAUCAGUUGUGCUUUAUCGAUCCUGGAGUUGCUUGUGGGGAAGAGAUGGAAGGACUGAAAAUUUUACAGAGCAUUCGUCAAGAAUUCUAGCCAGGCUCCUAAUAAAAUAUAUUAUUUUAUUCAUCAGUAUAAAAUAUUAGUUAUUUAAGGAGGUUAUAUCGGUAUAUGCAUCAGAAUUUCAAGGAACCAUCACUGGUAAGAGAUUUAAAACACCUUAUAUAUGCAUUUAAGACUUCUUUGGUUCGGAUAUUUGGGAUGAAGGGGGAGGGGUGAGUGAUUUUUUUUACUAAUCAUGUAUAAUUUGUUAGUUUUAGACUUAGAGUAGAAGUAACUAUAUCACUACAUGAUUAGUUUGAUAUUUGAUUGGUUAUAUCAUGCAUUUAUUUCCAACCUAAAUUCCAAAAUAAUUUUAAAGUUACUAUCACCCCCCUCCCAGCUCCCCCAUCUGAAAUCCUCGAACCUAACAAACCCUUGAUGACCUGUUUAUUAAUUGUUAUGCAUUCAAACUUAACCCCUCUCGAGUUCACAUCUCAGGUUACAUUAUAAGGGCCGAGUGACUUCUCAGUUCCAGAUCUUUACCUAAGGUUAUGACAACUGCUCCGUGGGAAUAGAGGUUCUGUUUUGCAUCACUUUGUAAAUGUGAACCACCAAAGCUGUUCUUUUAAAGGAAAUUUCUUAUUACUUGCUCCACUUUUUUGUCAAAUAUAAAUGAACUAGGAAGACAUAAAUACCAUAAUUAUCUCUAUUUUUCACCUUAUGUUUU
Cuscuta europaea is the source of this 1911-nucleotide messenger RNA. Lineage: Eukaryota; Viridiplantae; Streptophyta; Magnoliopsida; Solanales; Convolvulaceae. The record is from the annotation of a GenBank genome assembly.